Arctia plantaginis is the source of this 1740-nucleotide messenger RNA. The record is from the annotation of a GenBank genome assembly. Lineage: Eukaryota; Metazoa; Arthropoda; Insecta; Lepidoptera; Erebidae.
AUGGCUGAAACUUCCAGUGAAAAAUUAUCAAAGAAUGAAUUGAAACGGCGGCUCAAAGCCGAACAAAAAUUAAAGGAAAAAGCUGAAAAAUCCGCACAGGUAACCCCUGUAGUUGCAGACAAGAAGGCAUCUAAAGCUGUUGAAGAGGAAAUAAGUCCAAAUGAGUAUUAUAAACUACGAAGUGCUGCUGUGGCGGCUCUUAAACAGGGCCCCAAGGAAGACCACCCAUAUCCUCAUAAAUUCAAUGUUACAAUUUCACUGGAAAACUUUAUUGAAAAGUACAAUAAUUUAAACAGUGGUGAAGUUCUAGAUGGUGUAACACUAUCUGUAGCGGGUAGGGUCCAUUCGAUUAGAGAGUCAGGAGCCAAACUUAUAUUUUAUGACCUGAGAGGUGAAGGUGUCAAGAUUCAGGUGAUGGCUAAUGCUAAAUUGUAUGAAUCUGAAGACAAAUUUGUUGCUGACACUGAUAAACUACGAAGAGGUGAUAUUAUUGGCUGUAUUGGACACCCAGGCAAGACAAAGAAGGGUGAAUUGUCCAUAGUACCAAAAACCAUCAAGUUAUUAUCUCCUUGUUUGCAUAUGUUACCACAUCUUCACUUUGGCCUUAAAGACAAAGAGACCAGAUUCAGAAAGAGAUAUUUAGAUUUAAUUUUGAAUGAUAGAGUAAGACAAAUUUUCCACACUAGAGCUAAAAUAAUUUCUUAUGUCAGAAGAUUUUUAGACAACAUGGGUUUCUUGGAGAUUGAAACGCCGAUGAUGAACAUGAUUCCUGGGGGAGCUACAGCCAAACCAUUCAUCACCCACCAUAAUGAUCUGAAUAUGGAUUUGUACAUGAGAAUAGCACCAGAAUUGUAUCAUAAGAUGUUAGUAGUAGGGGGAUUAGAUCGUGUCUAUGAAAUUGGAAGGCAGUUCCGGAAUGAGGGUAUUGAUUUAACCCAUAACCCUGAAUUCACUACUUGUGAGUUUUAUAUGGCAUAUGCAGAUUACAAUGAUGUCAUUAAUAUCACUGAGACUAUGUUGGCUGGUAUGGUGAAGAGUAUUCAUGGUACUUAUAAGGUUAAAUAUCAACCAGAUGGGCCUGAUGGUGAGGAAGUAGAAAUUGACUUUACACCUCCAUUUGCAAGGUUGCCUAUGAUUCCAAGCUUAGAAAAGGCAUUAAAUGUGCAACUACCUCCAGCUGACAAGCUAGAUACUGCUGAAGCUAAUCAACUGUUAAGUCAGUUGUGUGAGAAACAUGAAAUUGAGUGUCCACCACCAAGAACUACAGCAAGGCUUCUAGAUAAGUUAGUUGGAGAAUUUCUUGAGGAGAAAUGUAUAAAUCCCACAUUCAUAUUGGAUCACCCUCAGAUAAUGAGUCCUUUGUCUAAAUAUCAUAGAGAUGUUCCUGGAUUGACCGAAAGGUUUGAACUAUUUGUUAUGAAGAAAGAAGUUGUCAAUGCUUAUACAGAGUUAAAUGAUCCAGCUACCCAAAGAGAAAGGUUUGAGCAACAAGCUAAAGAUCGUGCCGCAGGUGAUGAUGAAGCACCACCGACAGAUGAAGCAUUCUGCACCGCUCUCGAGUAUGGUCUGCCACCUACUGGUGGAUGGGGAAUGGGUAUUGAUAGGCUGACUAUGUUCCUCACUAAUAACAAUAACAUCAAGGAGGUGCUGUUAUUCCCUGCAAUGAAACCAGAUGACCCCAACAAACCUAAUGUUGAUUCCGAAAAUGCUGCAGAAGAACCAAUGCAAAAUGGAGCAUAA